Molecule: messenger RNA, 1972 nt
Organism: Callorhinchus milii (elephant shark)
Lineage: Eukaryota; Metazoa; Chordata; Chondrichthyes; Chimaeriformes; Callorhinchidae
Gene: stk40
Product: serine/threonine kinase 40
Exons: 11
Coding region: 213-1586 (457 amino acids)
Biological process (GO): protein phosphorylation
Molecular function (GO): ATP binding; protein kinase activity
Source: RefSeq, a predicted model, not a curated record
UUGGAUUGGUUGGCUCUGUGUGCUAUCAGUUUACAUCUCGAUUGGAUCGGGUUAUGGGCUGUAGUUUGUGAUUACCUGCCUGAAAGGAGAGAGAAUGCAAUAGGAUAGAAAGGAAGGACCUUUUGAACACAGCGAAUGCGAAGAGCCUGAGACAAAUGCAACACAAUUCUCUUUAAGAUCAGUGACCUCAGCCAGAACAUGAGAACAUUUUGAUGUGCUGGUGUUGUGUCCAGAGCCUGGGUUGGAGAGAGAAAGGAAGAAACUUUACAACGAGUGGAGGCUGCAGGAUGAAGAGGAGAGCAUCAGACAGAGGAGCGGGUGAAUCUUCCACUCGAUCCAAGGCUCUUUGUGUUGGUAUCUCUGGGAGCAACAGUAAAAGAGCUGGACCGUUCAUUUUGGGUCCUCGCUUGGGAAAUUCGCCUGUGCAGAGCAUUGUUCAGUGUUUGGCGAGAAAAGAUGGAACAGAUGACUUCUAUCAAUUAAAGAUUCUCACACUUGAAGAUAGAGGUGAGAGGGGGAUGGAAACUCAGGAAGAGAGGCAAGGGAAGAUGCUUCUGCACACUGAGUACUCGCUUCUCUCCCUUCUUCACAGUCAGGAUGGGGUGGUCCAUCACCAUGGACUCUUUCAGGAUAGGGCUAUUGUGGAGGAGUGUGAAGUGAGCAAGCUUGUUCGAAGGAUGAAGAAAAGGAUCUGUUUGGUUCUGGACUGCCUCUGCGCUCACGACUUUAGCGACAAAACUGCAGAUCUUAUCAACUUACAGCAUUAUGUCAUCAAGGAGAAAAGACUCAGUGAGCGGGAAACCAUUGCAAUAUUUUAUGACGUGGUGCGGGUAGUGGAAGCUUUACACAAGAAGAACAUUGUGCAUAGAGACCUGAAGCUGGGAAACAUGGUGCUAAACAAAAGGACCCACAGAAUUACCAUCACUAACUUCUGCCUUGGAAAGCACCUGGUGAGUGAGGAUGAUUUGCUGAAAGAUCAGCGGGGGAGCCCUGCCUACAUCAGCCCAGAUGUACUGAGUGGCCGGCCUUACCGGGGUAAACCCAGUGACAUGUGGGCACUGGGUGUGGUGCUCUUUACCAUGCUCUACGGACAGUUCCCCUUCUAUGACAGCAUACCUCAGGAACUUUUCAGGAAAAUCAAAGCAGCUGAAUACACUAUCCCAGAAGACUGCCGCGUGUCAGAAAACACGGUGGGUUUGAUUCGAAAGCUGCUGCUGCUUGACCCACAGCAAAGACUAACGGCUACUGAGGUGCUGGAUUCACUGAGCUCCAUCAUAGCUACAUGGCAGUCCUUGUCAGCGCUCAGUGGUCCUUUGCAGGUGGUACCAGAUAUUGACGAUCAAGUCAACAAUCCAGAAACUUUACAAGAGGUGAAAGUCACGGAAGAAUCUUCGCAAUAUGACUUUGAGAAUUACAUGCGGCAGCAGCUGAUGCUAGCGGAGGGAAACGCUCUGCACGAGGUCAAGAGUUUUGUUCACAAACGUCAGUUUAGCAACAUCCCUCCAGUGAGGCGCCUGGGCCACGACGCUCAGCCCGUCAACCCCCUGGACGCAGCCAUCCUCGCACAGCGCUACCUACACAACUGACGGCAGGAAACCCAAUGUGCACUUCUGCACAGCAAUCCUCACGCCACGUACCGAUCCUGAGCAAUAGAGAUCUGUCACUUAUAUGUAGCAAAAUGGACAGGUGUUUGUCAAAGGAUAAUUGUACUGAUUGGAAAUCAAACCAAUUUUUUAAAGAAAAAAAUUGGAGAACGGACAUCACAGUAUCGUGGGGAGUCGUAGAUAUUUUAGUUUUACUUUAUGUAAUCUACCUCUUCAUUUAUAACUAAGACAUAUGAUCUUGGAGUUAUAGAUUAGAGACUCGGCUGAGGCCUUUGUCGUAUGCUUCGGACUCUUGAGAGACUAGUACUGCAGAGAUUGUGAGAGCAUUAAAAUUGGGUGCAUUUGCCUGUGUUUUGCAUGGGGUGGAA